Molecule: messenger RNA, 4260 nt
Organism: Drosophila sulfurigaster albostrigata
Lineage: Eukaryota; Metazoa; Arthropoda; Insecta; Diptera; Drosophilidae
Gene: Liprin-alpha
Product: liprin-alpha-1
Exons: 15
Coding region: 234-3854 (1206 amino acids)
Biological process (GO): synapse organization
Cellular component (GO): presynaptic active zone
Molecular function (GO): protein binding
Source: RefSeq, a predicted model, not a curated record
UGCGGUCACCCUGGCGGCAACCAAAAAAGAAACUAGAGCUGCGUUUUUUCGCACAUAAAAAUCAAUCGGAAAUAAAUAAAACUUACUGUAAUUGCGUUAAUUAAAAGCAAUAUAUGCAAAAGCUGAACAGCAACAAAAGUUGUUGUUGCUGCUGUUGCGCUGUCGCGGUGCGAUCGAUCCUUGUUGGCUACGGGUCUUGCAUGCGUGCCCGUGCUCUGGCGGUCAACUAAAUAAUGUGGAACAUGAUGUGCGACGUGAUGCCCACAAUAUCGGAAGACAGCAUAUCGCAGCGUUCCUCGCAAUUCAGCGGUGAAGAUGCUAACUUUGAGCAGCUCAUGGUCUCCAUGCUCGAUGAGCGCGACAAGCUUAUGGACAGUUUGCGCGAGGCGCAGGAGCGACUCGGCGAAACGGAGGUGAAGCUACACGAUGUCGAAAAGGAGCGCGACAGUUUGCAGCGUCAAAUCAAUGCGAACUUGCCGCAGGAAUUUGCCACGCUGACCAAGGAGUUGACGCAGGCGCGAGAAACAUUGCUAGAACGUGAUGAAGAGAUUGGCGAACUGAAAGCAGAACGCAAUAAUACAAGGCUGCUGCUGGAGCAUUUGGAGUGUCUGGUGUCGCGACAUGAACGUUCGCUGCGCAUGACAGUUGUGAAGCGACAGGCGGCUGCCCAGAGCGGAGUCUCCAGUGAGGUGGAGGUGCUGAAAGCCCUCAAAUCACUGUUCGAGCACCACAAGGCACUGGACGAGAAGGUGCGCGAGCGUCUGCGUCUCUCGAUCGAAAAGAACAAUGUGCUGGAGGAGGAGCUGAACACAACCAAAGAGGAGUUGACUCAAUACAAAACGGGCGCCAUUCCAGCCAACUCUGGCGUCAACUCCACUGGCAUUGUCAGCGGUGAGAAUGGCAUUAAAGAGAAGCUGGCAAGCGGUGGCGGCAGCGGAGGCAACAGCAGCGUUGGAGGCGGCGGUGUCAAUGGCGAUGCCACUGAACUCAACGAAUAUGCGGCCAAAACGCACGAGCUGCAAACGAUCAUCGAGAAGCAGACCGCAGAGCUUUCGCAAUGGCAGCGACGCGUCUCCGAUCUGAACAACAAAAUCAAUGAGCUGGAGGAGAAUAUGUCGCGCGUGCAAAAGGAGCAUUGCAAGGCGCAGGAUCAGUGCUCAAAGCUGCAGCGAGACUUGCGCGAAAACGUUGCACAAAAGGAAGAUCAGGAGGAGCGCAUAACCACGCUGGAGAAGCGUUACUUGAAUGCUCAACGUGAGUCGACGUCGCUGCACGAUCUAAACGAGAAAUUAGAGCAGGAAUUGCGGCACAAGGAGGCGCAGCUUAAGCUGCACGAGGAGAAGAUCAGCGCGAUCGAAGAGAAACUCGAACUAUCCGAGCAAAAGUUAGCGCAACAUGCCAAACUGCAGCCGGACAUGGAGGAGCAGCUAAAGGCGCGCAUGGAGGCAUUGACAAAGGUAGGAAAUAAGGCUCAAGAACGUCAUGGUUCGGCUGAGGAUCGCAUUCGGGGCUUGGAAACGAAUUUGGAUGAGAAGAGCGCCGAGGUGGUAAGACUGAAUCAGCGUCUCAAGAUGAAUGAGGAGCACAACUUGCGCCUUUCCUCCACGGUGGAUAAACUGCUCUCCGAGUCCAACGAGCGACUCGAAGUACAUCUCAAGGAGCGCAUGCGUGCCCUCGAUGAGAAGAACGCUUUAACGCAGGAGCUGGAGAAGGCACGCAAGGUGGCUGAGGAGCUGCAUCACGAGAAGAGUGAAAUCAUGAAGGAGCUGUCGAAGACACGCCUGGAAAUCGAGAAUUUCAAGCGGCAGUUGCUGCAGCAAGAGAUUGCCUACAACAUUCAGCAAACUGAAGCUCUCACCCGCAGCCUCUCGCCCAGCAGCGUGGUGGACGGUCGAGAUGGACCUUUUACGCGUAGUGCAUCGCACGCCAGCUUUGAGACGCAUUCGCUGCGGCGCCAGAGCAAAUCGCGUCUGUCCGAAGAGAAUGCUUUGGCCCGCUCCAUGGCCGAGCAGGAGUGGGAGAAACUACAGAUGCAGCAGGUGGCGCAUGCCCAACAGCAAGCCUACGAGCUGGUUGCCAGCGUUGCCGAUUGCGACGAGAACGAUGCGCUGUAUGCCGCUGCAACGGCGGACAUGAUGUCGCCGUCUGGACAUACGGAUGCCCAAACGCUGGCCAUGAUGCUGCAGGAGCAGUUGGAUGCCAUCAACAAUGAGAUACGUCUCAUACAGGAGGAAAAGCAAUCGACAGAGGCUCGGGCCGAGGAGCUGGAAUCACGCGUUGGUAGUCUCGAGCAUGUCAACCUGUUGGCCCGAGGACGCUCCAUGGACAGGCAGAGUCCAGAGAUGAGCGGUCGCAGUACGCCAAAUAGUCCACAGCGCGAUUUCAUGCAGAAAUAUCAUACGCUUAACUUGCCUGUGCUGUCCAGUGAUGCGUCGCGCGAGGAGUUGCACGGCGGCAUGUCCACCACCGGCGAUUCGAGUUCUGGUGGAGCUGCUUCGCCAUUGACCGCACGCUCGAUGCGCUUGGAGCGCGUCGCCCAGGCGCUGGCUCACAGCCAGGAGGAGCUGCGUCGUCGCACGAUGGCGCCAGCUGCGCCACCUAACCUCAGCUCGCACAUGGCAUUGAGCAGCCACAGCUAUGGCCUGUCACCACUCAGCUCCCGCUAUGGCAGCCAGGAGUCGCUGCGUCACUACAACACGAUGGGCUCCAUGUCCAUGCUGCAGACGCCCACAUCGGGCGUAUCGCGGGAGGCAGCUGCUGCCGCGGCUGUGCAAAAGAAAAAGGGUAUCAAGUCUUCGUUGGGUCGCUUCUUUAGCAAAAAGGAGAAGGUCAAGGGUGUUAAGGAUACGUUGCCAGACGGUUCGCCCAGCAUGAUGUCCAUAGGCAAUUUAUCGAUUGGUCUGAGCGAAGUCGACUCCAAUUACGAUGUCAUGAGCAUGACGGGUGGCAUGAUGCCUCGCAUUGCCAGCGCCCAGGGCUCGAAGAUCAGCAGCGUGGACUAUGGCAGGCAAAAGAAAGACCACGAUUAUCGCAAUGAUUUGCUUGGAGAAGCCAUGAAAGCGGGCACGCCAUUCGCCCUGUGGAACGGACCCACCAUUGUCGCCUGGCUGGAGCUGUGGGUGGGCAUGCCCGCCUGGUAUGUGGCCGCGUGUCGCGCCAAUGUUAAAUCUGGCGCCAUAAUGAGCGCAUUAAGCGACACAGAAAUACAGCGGGAAAUAGGCAUAAGUAAUCCACUGCACAGGCUGAAGCUGCGUUUGGCCAUACAGGAAAUGGUUUCACUAACUUCCCCCUCAGCGCCGCAAACUUCACGCACCACGCUGGCGUUUGGAGAUAUGAAUCACGAGUGGAUUGGCAACUAUUGGUUGCCGGGCCUGGGACUGCCGCAAUAUCGCACAACCUUCAUGGAGUGUCUAGUCGAUGCACGCAUGUUGGAUCAUUUGACCAAGAAGGAUCUGCGGGGACAGCUGAAAAUGGUGGACAGCUUUCAUCGCACCAGUUUGCAAUACGGCAUCUCGAUGCUCAAGCGCUUGAACUACGAUCGCACUGAGCUGGAGCACAGGCGUAAGAUGAGCGAGAAUGGUUUGUGCGAUGUGCUCGUGUGGAGUAAUGAACGUGUCAUACGCUGGGUCAGCAGUAUAGGAUUGAAGGAGUAUGCCAACAACUUGCUUGAGUCCGGUGUGCAUGGCGCAUUGAUGGCGCUGGAUGAGGGCUUCGAUGCCAAUGCCAUGGGCUUGGCGCUACAAAUACCCACGCAGAAUGCACAGGCUCGCCAAAUACUCGAUACGGAGUUUAGAAACUUGUUACAAAUUGCUACUGAUCGCAGACCAGAUAGUGAACAGCGUAGCGCAUCCUGAUGUAGUUAUAGUCCGCCCACAACAUCGGUGGAUGAGUAGACUCAAUCGAAGAACUUCUAAUGAAAUUGAAAAGUGAAACAUGAGAAAUGAGAAAGAACUAAGAGUGUCAGCCAGGCGACAAUUUUUCCUAAGCGCCGCUGUUGGACAAAGAACUAAAUAUGAUGGAGAAGAAUAUACAAAUGAAUGAAGGAAACAUACAGAAAUAAGAAAGUAAAGCAGACAAACUAAGCCACAAAAUUCUAACAAGAAAGACGCAACGCAAGAGACUCCCAGGCUCAGAGAAUACUGACUGGGCCCCCCGCCCCAGCAUACAGCAUAAUGAUGAACGUCUAAUCUAUUUAUAUAAAUACACAUAGAUACAUACACAACAGAAAAACAAAAACAAAAACAUAAAAAACACAGACAA